This is a messenger RNA of Schistocerca cancellata (South American locust), 1113 nucleotides long. RefSeq names its product protein yellow-like. The record is from RefSeq and is a predicted model, not a curated record. Bases 1 to 1113 code for a protein of 370 amino acids. Gene Ontology annotation, cellular component: extracellular region. The transcript has 4 exons. NCBI's taxonomy places the organism in Eukaryota, Metazoa, Arthropoda, Insecta, Orthoptera, Acrididae.
AUGGGGCCUCGCGUGUCGACGUUUGCGUUGCUGGUGCUGCUGCUGGUGGCGGCUGGUGACGCUCACCACAAGUCAAGCCACGCCACGAGGCACGGCGGUCGAGUCAGAGCGGCCCACAGGGCCGGCAAGGCGUCCCCAGUGGCGAGGAGCAAGGGCGCUUCCGAGGAGCCGCUGCUGGUCACCAUCAAGGCCGCCAAAGAGCUCGAAUACGACUUCGGAGACGAUGGGACGCUGGAGAAGGAAAUGAAGGCAACCGGACGCUACGACCCUAAAACGGUGGUUGGAUACGACGUAACACUGGACGAUCACCAGCGUAACCGCAUAUUCGUGACGACGCCUCUGGUCCGCCAUGGCAUCCCGGCGACGCUGAGCACCAUCCCCUAUGACGGAGAGCAGAGUCCGCGCCUGAAGCCCUACCCCAGCCUGGAAAUCCACCUCACCACCCAGGACUCCAUCACCGACUGCAGCACCCAGCUGGUGGACGUCAUCAGAACGACAGUGAGCCUCCUGUGGCAUGUACAUUCAGGCAAUGUGCUGUCGGUGACGGACCUCACCACUGGAGCCUCCAAACACCUGCAGAGCCAGUACUUCCACCCUAAGCCCGGCUUCUUCUUCACGAAGGCAGGAGGCCCAGCCUACUACCUACCGGACAGAAUCGAUGGAGUGACCGCCGACGAGAACUGCGAUGGCAAACUCUACUUCCAGGCGUUCACCAGCAACAUCCAGGGCGUUGUCGACAAGCAGGUCAUCCGAGAUGCAUGCGACGCGGAUGUUUUGGGCAUCAAGACGCAGGUUAAUCUGCCAGGAGAAAUACCAGGGCAGAGCGGAGCAAUAGCGGUGGAUCCAAAAGGACAGUUGCUAUUCUUCCCCCUGCUAGAAAAACUGGCUAUCUACUUUUGGGAUACGAGUAAGCCUCACGACCCAAAGAAUUUCCGCUUGAUCGUUCAAAAUGAUGAACAUGUACAGUAUAUCAGCAGCAUAAACAUAGACACCAAAACAGAAAGAUUAUAUGUAACUAGUGAUCGAUUAACGUCCUAUCUAUCAAAUACCACCAACUGCUCUGAAGACAACUUCCAGAUUCUGUAUAUUGACAUAAAGAAUAUAGAAUGUUAG